Messenger RNA from Adelges cooleyi (spruce gall adelgid), 542 nucleotides. RefSeq lists its product as uncharacterized. The record is from RefSeq and is a predicted model, not a curated record. NCBI's taxonomy places the organism in Eukaryota, Metazoa, Arthropoda, Insecta, Hemiptera, Adelgidae. The transcript is spliced from 7 exons. The coding region runs from base 57 to 542 and encodes 161 amino acids.
ACGAUAGAAUUAGGCUUGAUUUUACAAACUUUCUCCUUCACAUACAUUAUGAUAAAAUGACACUUUGGGACAAAAUAAAGUUGUUGGUCACAAAACGAGAAGCUAAUGGUGUAGAUACAUACGACAUGAAGCAAUUAUUGGAGGAUGCGCUGCAAGAAACAAUAUUCGAAGGCUCAGAACUUACUGCCCAAGAGGUUGCAGCUCGUGCUAUAAGCGGAGAUACUAUGAAAAAACUUGGAGUUGAGAGAAGAAAUUUGUUAAGACAAACUUUAGGAGCUUUAAUACUCGACAUUGCAAGCUUCCCAACAAACCAUAAUAUGGAAUUUAAAUACACAUGUCGACUCAUAGGAUUGUUCAUAAGUACAAAAUAUACAGGCUCGUGGACAAGAACAGCCGAAGUUUCGCCUGAUGGUAUUUGUGUUAUACAAUAUGGACCGCAUUACACGGUUCAAUGCAAAUACGCUAUGAUUGGGCCUAUGGAGAUCCUACGUUGUCUAAAGGGCUCAACCUGGAACAACAUCAUAGAGUUGCUGAUAACAUAA